Molecule: messenger RNA, 291 nt
Organism: Ascoidea rubescens DSM 1968
Lineage: Eukaryota; Fungi; Ascomycota; Saccharomycetes; Ascoideales; Ascoideaceae
Gene: HSP26
Product: chaperone protein HSP26
Exons: 1
Source: RefSeq, a predicted model, not a curated record
CCUCCUAUCGACAUCUUGGAAUUUGAAACCAACUACAUGAUCUAUAUUUCUGUUCCUGGAGCCUCCACAAAGGACAUUCGUUUAUCGUUUGACUACGACCGAAACGCCCUCAUCGUGUCUGGCCAGAUAUCGAAGUACGACCGUACACUUCGCAGCUCCAUUCGUGUGAUCGAGCGUGCCACUGGAAAGUUCGAGCGGUACAUUCCGUUGCCGUACUCGCCUCGUAUUGACGACACCAGGAUCAUCACCAACUAUACCGAUGGUAUCCUAGCAAUAUCAAUUCCAAAACUC